Messenger RNA from Ipomoea nil (Japanese morning glory), 1235 nucleotides. RefSeq lists its product as uncharacterized. Gene Ontology annotation, molecular function: catalytic activity. The transcript has 10 exons. Bases 65 to 1093 code for a protein of 342 amino acids. NCBI's taxonomy places the organism in Eukaryota, Viridiplantae, Streptophyta, Magnoliopsida, Solanales, Convolvulaceae. The record is from RefSeq and is a predicted model, not a curated record.
UGGUUAUUGCAAGGCCCUCAUUCAUUUCUGAAGUUUGUCCUGGCUUGGUCGACGCUGCCAAGAAAUGGUGGCACUGGGCGUUUCAGCCGGCGGCGCUCAACCACCGCCGCAUACAUUUAGCGCGAAAGGCUGGAGGGCAAAGCGUUUGAGGUUGUGGGCUUGUGAAUUUCCUGCUUUUCUUCCAAAACAAGUCGACAAUAUCAAAGACCAAUUUGCUAGGAAAUUGGCUUCAAGAAUUGAGAGAGUCCCGGUAAGCUUUUCUAAAGGUUGUAUUAUGAGCAGUUGUGUGAAGCCAGCAGUGCGGAGUGAGGAGAACCCGGUUGUUCUUCUCCAUGGUUUUGACAGCUCACUUUUAGAAUGGAGAUACACCCUUCCGAUGCUCGAGGAGGCUGGGUUCGAGACAUGGGCAAUUGAUAUUCUUGGAUGGGGUUUUUCUGAUUUAGAAAGGCUUCCGGCAUUAGAUGUUGCUUCCAAGCGUAAACAUCUUUAUGAGUUUUGGAAUACAUACAUCAAAAGGCCUAUGACAUUAGUCGGACCAAGUCUUGGAUCUGCCAUUGCUAUCGACUUUUCCGUCAACUAUCCAGAAGCUGUGGAUAGGCUGGUUUUGAUCGAUGCAAGUGUAUAUGCAGAAGGCACUGGGGACCUUGCAACACUACCUAAAGCAGCAGCUUAUGCUGGGGUCUACUUGUUGAAAAGCAUCCCGCUUCGCUGGUAUGCAACUUCACUGGCUUUCAAUAGUUUACCCUUCAAUAUUCUCGCAGACUGGACAAAUAUUGGGCGGUUACAUUGUUUAUUACCCUGGUGGGAGGAUGCAACUGUUAAUUUUAUGAUCAGUGGAGGCUAUAAUGUCACUGCUCAGAUAAACGAUGUCAAGCAAAAAUCGCUUAUAAUAUGGGGAGAGAAUGAUCAGAUUAUUGACUACAAGCUUGGAGUUCGGUUGCACUGUGAAUUGCCAGAUGCAAUCAUACGCCAAAUCCCAAAUUGCGGUCACAUCCCACACGUCGAGAAGCCUGCCGCUGUUUCUAAUCUGAUUCGGGAGUUUGUUAGCGCCGAGAAGCCGGCUAACAGCCUAGCAGCUAGCAGGCAAGUAUGAAUCCUUUGGUUAGUUAUAGUUGCCAAUUGAUGUUUGUUAAGGAAUAAAAUGUGUAGUUUUGUUGAAAAAUUUAUUCUUGAUACCAAAUCCUUUUCAGUAGUGUACAAGCCGGCUUUCUUUUCUGUUCAAAAAUUGUGGCUAA